This is a messenger RNA of Acanthaster planci (crown-of-thorns starfish), 1029 nucleotides long. RefSeq names its product nociceptin receptor-like. Lineage: Eukaryota; Metazoa; Echinodermata; Asteroidea; Valvatida; Acanthasteridae. Gene Ontology annotation, cellular component: membrane. The record is from RefSeq and is a predicted model, not a curated record. Gene Ontology annotation, biological process: G protein-coupled receptor signaling pathway. Gene Ontology annotation, molecular function: G protein-coupled receptor activity.
AUGGAGACGCUGGAUUGGGCAAACGGCACUUCGGCUCGCGAAGAGUGGGUUAUCGUUAUCCAGACAACAGUGCUGACAAUUACCACACUUCUUGUGAUUGUUGGGAACAUCCUCUGCUUUAUGGUAUUGCUGAAAAGCAAUGAUACCGGCGAGGUUACUCGGUUGUGCAUGCUGUUCCUUACCGCGACCGAUACCGGCGUUGGGUUCCUUAUAUGCAUACCAGUGACCGGUGCUACCGCGGUGGACCGGUGGCCGUAUGGUGACGCUUUCUGCCUGGCAUUAGCCGGCAGCACGAUUCUUCUCUCGAUGGAUAGCAUCUUCGUUGUGCUGGUGAACGUGGAAAGAUUUGUUGCCAUCGUAUGGCCGUUGCGCAGCGUGACUUACGUGACCAUACCACGGGUGCGAGUGGCGCUUGUUGGUGUGUGGGCUCUCGGUGCUUCUUUUGCCGGGGUGUAUUGCUUCAUACCUGGUCGAUCUGCGGUCUACCAUCCGCAUUUCCACACCUGUUUUAUGGAUCCUGACGACCCGGACCAGUCGGACAGCGUUGGAAUAAUGGCAGCCUGGAUUUUCGGCAUUCUCCCUUUCGUAAUCACGCUCCUCCUGUACGGACGGUUGUACCAGAUUGCGCGACGCCACGCAAGGCAAAUCAGCGUCAUGGAAGGUCCUCAGAACCACCAUGUCAUCAAGAGAUCGGACCUGAAAACAGCCACUACUUUUUUCAUCAUGACUGCGGUCUUGGCCGUGUCCUGGCUGCCCUUCGCCGUAGUCAUUUGCUACGAAGGUGUAACUCGCCGUACGGCCCACCCAGCGGCCAUUUUCAUCUCGGAGAUCCUGCUUCUCUCCAACAGCUACUGGAACAUCGUCAUCUACUACAUCAGGAACGAGAAGUUUCGGCGGGCCGGACGACGAUUCGUCCGGGAUUGUCUGUGCAAGGGACGUGACAACAGGCUCAGAAACGAGAUUGAACCCAGCAGAAUUAUUGAAUCACCCUCGUUGAAAUCAAAUGCCGUACUGACACAUCACUUAUGA